Rhododendron vialii is the source of this 3430-nucleotide messenger RNA. RefSeq names its product LRR receptor-like serine/threonine-protein kinase RGI2. Gene Ontology annotation, cellular component: plasma membrane. NCBI's taxonomy places the organism in Eukaryota, Viridiplantae, Streptophyta, Magnoliopsida, Ericales, Ericaceae. The record is from RefSeq and is a predicted model, not a curated record. Gene Ontology annotation, molecular function: ATP binding; protein binding; protein kinase activity. Bases 100 to 3327 code for a protein of 1075 amino acids. Gene Ontology annotation, biological process: hormone-mediated signaling pathway; protein phosphorylation. The transcript is spliced from 2 exons.
UUACUAACAUUUAUGCGAACAUUCCAGUGACAGAAUUUUGCAUUGCUGAAGAACUAGCUGAGAGAUAGAACAGUGGCAGACAGAGUGCAAACCCUGACCAUGUCAGCCAAUUCCAUCACCAUAUUUCUCUUGUUCCUCAACAUCUCUCUCUUCCCAUCUAUCUCCGCUCUGAACCAAGAAGGCCUCUCUCUCCUCUCAUGGCUUUCAACCUUCAACUCCUCUCACUCUUCAACUUCUUUCACGUCAUGGAACCCAGCCCACCAAAACCCAUGUCAAUGGGACUACAUCCACUGCAACUCCAAUGGGUUUGUUUCAGAAAUCACUAUCACCUCCAUUAAUCUUGGCAAUGUUUUUCCCACCCAAUUCCUCUCUCUCAAUUCCCUCACCACUCUAGUCCUUUCCAAUGGAAAUCUCACUGGAAAAAUCCCACCUUUAGUUGGAAACUUGUCUUCACUUACCACGUUGGACCUCAGUUUCAAUUCCCUAACAGGUAGAAUUCCACCGGAUAUCGGAAAAUUAUCCCAACUUCAGAUACUGUCACUGAGUUCUAAUUCCUUAGAGGGUGGAAUUGCAAUGGAAAUUGGAAACUGCUCAAUGCUUAAACAGCUUGAGCUGUUUGAUAACCAACUCUAUGGGGAAAUUCCAGCAGAAAUAGGAAACUUACGGGUUUUGGAAAUUUUUCGUGCCGGUGGAAAUAUUGGGAUUAAUGGAGAAAUUCCAAUGCAGAUAUCACUAUGUAAAGAGCUAGUUUUUCUGGGUUUGGCAGAUACUGGGAUUUCGGGGAAAAUUCCAUUUAGUAUAGGAGAGUUGAAAAAUCUCAAGACUCUUUCACUGUACACAGCAAAUCUCACUGGUGAGAUUCCACCUGAGAUUGGAAACUGUUCAGCCUUGGAGAAUCUGUUUGUGUAUGAGAAUCAGAUUUCUGGAGAGAUUCCAAGAGAAUUAAGUUUCUUGAGAAAUCUCAAAAGGGUGUUGCUGUGGCAAAACAAAAUCAGUGGAAACAUUCCAGAAUCUCUUGGAAACAGCACAGAAUUGAGAGUAAUUGAUUUCUCAUUGAAUUCUCUCUCAGGUGAGAUUCCACUGACUCUGGGAAAUUUAGGUGCAUUGGAGGAACUUCUUUUGUCUGGAAACAACAUUUCUGGGGAGAUUCCAUCAUUCAUUGGAAACUUUUCAAUGUUGAAGCAACUUGAAUUGGACAACAACAGAUUCACAGGGAAGAUUCCUUCCUCCAUAGGGGCAUUGAAAGAACUUUCUCUUUUCUUUGCUUGGGAAAAUCAGCUUGAGGGUAUCAUUCCAUCUGAGCUAUCCAACUGCUGGAAACUUCAAGCACUGGAUCUCUCACACAAUUCCCUUUCUGGGUCAGUUCCUUAUUCCCUUUUCAAUCUCAAGAACUUAACGAAAUUGCUCUUGUUAUCAAACAAACUCUCUGGAGGAGUCCCAGCUGCUAUUGGAAAUUGCACAAGCUUGACACGUCUUCGUUUGGGCUCAAACAUGUUGUCCGGUCAAAUUCCAUCGCAAAUCGGACUAUUACAAAGUUUGAGUUUUCUCGAAUUGUCUGAAAAUGAAUUCACCGGAGAAAUCCCACCAGAGUUCGGAAACUGCAGUCAGCUGGAAAUGGUGGAUUUGCAUGAUAAUAAGCUCCAAGGCAUUAUUCCAACCUCUUUUCAAUCACUUGUUGAGCUCAAUGUAUUAGACCUAUCCAAUAACAGAAUCUCAGGUGUGAUUCCUCAGGAUUUCGGAAAUCUCCAGUCUUUGAACAAACUUGUACUGAGUGAAAACUACAUUACUGGUUCGAUUCCACCAUCAAUCGGCCUCUGUAAAGAUUUACAAUUGUUGGAUAUGAGCAGAAACAGAAUCAGCGGUUCAAUCCCAGAUGAGAUUGGUGAACUGCAAGGCCUAGAUAUCUUGUUAAACUUGAGUUGGAAUUUUUUGGAUGGACCAAUCCCAGAUGGCUUUUCAAAGCUUUCGAAACUUUCGAACUUGGAUCUUUCUCACAAUGUGCUAACAGGUUCCCUAAGGGCACUGGAUAAUUUGGACAAUCUAGCUUCUCUGAACGUCUCGUAUAACAAUUUCUCCGGUUUUCUUCCUAGUACAAAGUUCUUCCAAGAACUCCCUCCAACUGUUUUCGUUGGUAAUCCUAACCUCUGCAUUAAUCCAAGCGAGUGCAGAGCUAGUCACAGGAGCAAAUCUACUAAAAGUCUUGCAACCUUGGUUGCACUAAGCAUAGCUGCAACUGUUAUAACUGUGACUAUUGGAGUGAUUUCGCUCAUUCGAGUUCAAGGCACUAAACUCGGCAGGAAUGAUGAAGAAGAGGGUCUUGAGUGGAAAAUCACCCCAUUCCAAAAGAUAAACUUCUCUAUAAACGACAUUGUGACAAAGCUUUCAGAUUCCAACAUCGUGGGAAAGGGUUGUUCCGGGGUAGUUUAUCGCGUUGAGACUCCUUCGCAACAGCUCAUUGCAGUGAAGAAGUUGUGGCCAGAUAAGGCAGGUGAGUUUACGGGGAGAGACUUUUUUUCUGCUGAAGUUUCAACACUUGGCUCGAUAAGGCACAAGAACAUAGUUAGGCUUUUGGGGUGUUGUCAAAAUGCAAAAACUAGAUUGUUGUUGUUUGACUAUAUCAAUAAUGGUAGUUUAGCUGGAAUUCUCCAUGAGAGGAAUACGUUCUUGGAUUGGGAUGCAAGGUAUAAGAUUAUACUGGGAGCUGCUCAGGGUUUGGCUUAUCUUCACCAUGAUUGCAUUCCCCCCAUCGUUCAUCGCGAUAUCAAGGCCAAUAACAUCUUAGUGGGAUCACAGUUUGAGGCUUUCCUCGCGGAUUUUGGACUCGCGAAGCUCGUUGAUACUUCUGAGUAUUCCAGAGCUUCCAACACAGUUGCAGGUUCUUAUGGGUACAUAGCUCCUGAAUACGGAUACAGCUUGAGGAUCACAGAAAAGAGCGAUGUCUACAGCUAUGGCAUUGUCCUCCUAGAAGUCCUAACCGGGAUGGAACCAAUGGAUCUUCGAAUACCCGACAGAGCCCACAUUGUCAGUUGGGUCAACCAAGAACUGCAUGACAAGCCCAGAGAAUUCACAUCAGUUCUUGAUCGGCAGCUACUUCGGUGGUCAGGUUCACAAAUCCAAGAGAUGCUUCAAGUGCUCGGGGUGGCUCUUCUCUGUGUCAACCCUACCCCGGAGGAAAGACCGUCAAUGAAGGAUGUCACAGCCAUGCUCAAAGAGAUUAAGCACGAAAACGAGGAGAGUGAAAAACAGAAUUGUAAAGCAGCAGUUCACUGCUCUAGUUUCUCCAGAUCUUCUGAACCCUUGAUCAGAUCACCUUCCUGUUUGCCUUAGUUAUGUCGAGUCUGUGUGUUUGAAUUAGUUGAUUUUAUUUUUUUAUUUUUUAUUUUUUUGGUAACGUAUUUAUUUAUUUAUUUUUGAAGUGCUUGAAUAUAUU